Molecule: messenger RNA, 1743 nt
Organism: Cylindrotheca closterium
Lineage: Eukaryota; Bacillariophyta; Bacillariophyceae; Bacillariales; Bacillariaceae
Source: the annotation of a GenBank genome assembly
AUGCUGCGUUCGCUUCGUUCCUGCUCGGUUCCCCAAGCCCGAUCGACACUCCCCAUUCAAAUUUCGCCAGGCACCAUUACCGAUACUGAAUCAUCAACCAAGAUGGUAUUCAAGAGAACGAAAGGCAAGACGAGCGACUCCCAGAGCUCAUCCGCAGCUAGUAGAAUGGACACGAAAGAGUCAGCACAUGCCCAACAUCUGUCAUCAUCGCUGCAUUCCGAUAAAUCGCCAUUGUCCACCUUCAGCACUUGCCAAUCGGGCAGUUACAAAACGUGCAAGACUCGGCAAUCCGUACAGAAAAGUGUCAGCUUUCACCAAGUACAGAUACGAGAAUAUGAACGAAGUCUAGGGGAUAAUCCAUCAUGUAGUUCAGGCGCUCCGAUUGGUAUUGGUUGGGGCUUUCAGAAAGCAUUUGUAAUGGGGGUAGAAGAAUAUGAAAGAAACCAUAAGCGAGGACGAACACAGGAUGAAAUCAUCCUGACCAGAAAGGAACGAGAACAACUAUUGCGAGAGUGGUGUACCCCUGAUAAGGACAUUGCGCAGUCCACUCGUGAAAACCUUAAAGUGAAGUUUCAACGGCGGCGGUCGGUACGAAAUUCCCGCAAAAUGGAGAAAUUGCACAGUACCAUCGGGGGAAUCAAGAAGGUACUAGGCAUCAGAAGACGAAAGUCUGAUGAACCGCACGUGGUACCAGACUUACCAGGUUCGGAGCGAUCAGACUCUUCGGAUGGCCAUGUGCAAAUCAGUGAACCUGAAGACGGCGAAUCAGAUGAUGGACUCGAGGACUUGAUUGAUGAUGCGGUAACAGCCGUGAGCGGCAUUACCUUUGGAGACAGCACCACCUCGUCUGCUUACGAAUUGGAAAUGUUUCACAGAGAAUUGGAGUUGGAAAUGUUCGGGGAGGGACCAGAUGAACUAGACGAGCCAUCAAACAUAUUGGGGCAUACUCUAGAGCUGGCAGAUAACAUUCCUCCUCCAGAAUCCAACACCAUGUCGGUUGGUUCGGGAUCCCUCGAGGACCAAAUGUCUUCAUCUAGCAGCACCUACCAUUCCUUCCAAUCUCCGAAUUACUCAUACAACCAAGAUCCAAAUUCUUGCUAUAAUCACAAUACCCACCAAAUGGAUCUGAGCCCGGUCAAUAUGGAAUAUGCCACAAUACAAGAGCAACUUGCGCAACAACAACACUACCCACAAACCCAUCACGUGCAGUACAAUCCAUAUGCUCGAACAUCGGCAUACCGAGGCUAUUCACUUCGGGAUGCGUACAGAGGCAGCAACAAAUUCUCUGCCUUUGAUGUGGCGAAUCAACAGUUCCCAGCAACGCCAUUUCCACAAAUGGGUAGUUAUCAUCAUGGACAGCAGCACGAGCAGCAGUGUUCGGAGCUACCAAUGCAAUCGCGGUAUACUGCAGCCCCAGACAUGGUUCCUCCAUCGCCUUCAGGGUAUCCAAGUGACCAUGUCAGAAACAACUAUGACUACUCAGAUCUCGUUCAGCAAGUUCGUUAUACCUCUGACGACUCCAGAACUGGUAUCGCGUCCGAUGUCCAAAGUUGGGAGGAAAUCUACUACGAUGACAAUUCGGCCAAGGGACAACAAGAUUCCUUUGAAGAUUCCACUCAAUCCAUGACUGUUUCGAACCAUUCGAUGAACUACAUGUCCUAUGGCUCGCCAAGGUCCUUUACUCACAAGCCUCUCUCGGCGGCAGUUGCAGUUGACCUUUCGGUUCGAACGCAACACGCCUAA